UGUUUGGGGACGGACCUAUCCUGUUAUUGGACAUUUUGGUUGCGUUCAUCAUAAAAAGCAGAAACGUGCGGCGACAUCUUGUGAACUCCCUCUAAAUAGUUAUUGUAUUUUAUUUACUACUUUGUUCUGUAGCCUCACGGUGAGUUUUCAGCGGUCAGAGGAGAUGCCUCUAUCCGACCGGUCGAGCUCUGACGGCGGCCAGGACCCUCGGAGCCCUCGGGCCCGGAGACCUCGGACUCGCUCCCGGAGCCGCAACCGCAGCGACAGCCGCGAUCGGAGCUUGUCUCCGGACAGCUUUGGACCCAAAUUACCGAAACCACGUAACCGAGAGAGGGAGCGGGAAGAGCGGGAACGUCGAUUCAAAGAGGCGAAAAACAUCCGACGUUUCCGCAUAGGAAGCCCCCGUCGUAGCAGGUCCAGGUCUCGAUCCCGGUCAAGAGAGCGCCACAACAACAGCAGCAGCAACAAUCACAAUCACAACCACAACCACAACCACUGGUCUGAGCAGCGGGACGCUCCUGGAAAACACGGCAGCUUCAAAGAUGAUUAUUAUUACGAGCAGCAGAGAGACGACGCUCAGAGACAGAGACAGGAAGCUUUUAUUGCCAGGCGUCUGCAGGAGAGGGAAAGGAUCGGAGAGCUGGGUUGUCCUGAAGUUUGGGGAUAUUCACCGAGAGUGAAAGAACCAGACUCUGAUGAAUUCACACCAGUGGAAGAAGACGAGAAAAACAGCAGCUCAGAGUCAAGUUCAGAAGAAGAAAAGAAGAAGAAAAAGAAGAAGAAGAAGUCCAAGAAACGAAAAAACAAGAAGCACUCAGAGGACAGUGAGCUGGAAUCAGAUUCAGACGAAGAAGAAAUAAAGAAGAAAAAAAAGAAAAAGAAGAGCAAAAAGUCCAAGAAGUCCAAGAAGAAGAAGGCGAAGAAGAGCCGGAAGGAGUCCAGCAACUCCAGCAGCGAAGAGUCCGAGGAGGAAGAGGAGGAGGAUCCCAGUUCGGUGAUGUGGGUGGAGAAAACCUGCAUGGACGAGAACAUGGUGGGACCAGAGGCUCCGCUCACACACAUGUCCCAGGACGACCGACCUCUGGAUUUUGGUCACGCGCUGUUGCCGGGUGAAGGUGCUGCGAUGGCCGAGUACGUGAAAGCCGGCAAACGUAUCCCGAGAAGAGGAGAGAUCGGACUCACCAGCGAGGAGAUCGCAAACUUUGAGAAGUCCGGCUACGUCAUGAGCGGCAGCAGACAUCGCCGUAUGGAGGCUGUGCGUCUGAGAAAGGAAAACCAGAUCUACAGCGCGGAUGAAAAGAGAGCUCUGGCAUCCUUCAACCAGGAGGAGAGGAGGAAGAGAGAGAGCAAGAUCCUGUCCAGCUUCAGGGAGAUGGUCUACCGGAAAACCAAAGGCAAGGAGGAGAAGUGAAUGUCAGGUUUCCAGAGUUUUCUCUCUGCUUUGUUCCUCAUCCAGCGAUCUGAUGUGUAAAGUCCGAACUGUUGGAAUAUACCAACGUUCAGUUACAGUGGAGUGUACAGUAUGGGGGGAUUUUAAUUGUAAAGAAAUGUGUUUGAAAGGAGUUACAUUGUAUUAUGUUCAGUUUUAUUUGCUCUUGUAAAUUUCUUCGAAUACUCCUGAGCAGAACAGUAAAUAAACUUUACCUAUCGAUCA
Molecule: messenger RNA, 1654 nt
Organism: Acanthochromis polyacanthus (spiny chromis)
Lineage: Eukaryota; Metazoa; Chordata; Actinopteri; Pomacentridae
Gene: nkap
Product: NFKB activating protein
Exons: 8
Coding region: 164-1411 (415 amino acids)
Biological process (GO): regulation of gene expression
Cellular component (GO): nucleus
Molecular function (GO): chromatin binding
Source: RefSeq, a predicted model, not a curated record